AUGAGCACAACCAACGACGACACCACACAGACAACCGGGGCGGCCGGUGAUGACCAUACUUUCGAAUGGCAUCCCCUCGAUUUGAUCAGAGAUCAUGAAUAUCAGAAGCAAGAUGACUCAAACGAUCAGUUGCAGAACGGCUCAAAUGGAACAACAACAACCACUCACAAGCCCGGACGAUUCGCACUGGUCGUCCUCAACCAACCACUUACUCAUUUGGGCUUGGUAAAGCGUCUGUGGAAGAACGCAUCGAUCCGCGUCGCCGCCGACGGAGGUGCAAACUGCCUGUAUGACGUUGCUGGCAAGAAUGGCGACCGUUACUUUGACGAUCUCACAGCAAUAAUAGGCGACCUCGACUCCCUCACCACCGAAACACGCACCUACUUCACCACCCACUCAUCCUCUUCCUCUGCCAAGAAGACCGCCAUCAUCCACGAUCCCAACCAAUACUCAACCGACUUCGGUAAAUCCGUCGAUUACCUCCGCGGUCCCUCCUGCUCCAAACCUGACGUUCCCACGCCCGACAUCGUCGCUGUUGGCGGUCUCGGGGGCCGCGUCGACCAAGGUCUCUCCCAGCUUCACCAUCUCUACCUCUUCCAGUCCUCGCCCACCUACGCCGACGGGAGGAUGUACCUGUUCAGCGGGGAAUCGCUUACCUUUUUGCUCAAAUCGGGCACUCAUCGUAUCCGGGUGCGUGAGCCAGGCCAGGGCCAGGUCAGCGAGACAGAGAAGAAGGAUGUAUUUGCAAAAUGGGUGGGCAUCCUGCCGGUCAAAGAACCGAGCAGGAUCUGGACGAAAGGACUAGAGUGGGAUGUGGAGGAUUGGCCGACUGAGUUUGGUGGACAGAUGAGCACGAGUAACCAUGUGUUGCCGGAGACGGAAGUGGUGGAGGUUAGGACGACGAGGGACGUGUUGUUUACUAUUGCGCUCAGGGACGUUUAG
This is a messenger RNA of Sordaria macrospora k-hell, 942 nucleotides long. RefSeq lists its product as uncharacterized. The record is from RefSeq and is a predicted model, not a curated record. Gene Ontology annotation, biological process: thiamine metabolic process; thiamine diphosphate biosynthetic process. Gene Ontology annotation, molecular function: thiamine diphosphokinase activity; thiamine binding; ATP binding. NCBI's taxonomy places the organism in Eukaryota, Fungi, Ascomycota, Sordariomycetes, Sordariales, Sordariaceae.